GGGAAUCACGAAAUUCCGGUCAUGAGCACUUCUAUUCUACUGGUAGAAACGAAAUAGCGUCAUAAGGAUAACAACGAUAACAACAUUGCUCGAACACUGCCGAAGGAAAGAAGUUCGGAAACUUCGUUCAUGAUAUUGUGUAACAGUUGCUUCCUGAGUGAAAAGAUGUUAAUAUAAAACAAAGUGAAUGUUUUAAAUACAUCGAGUUAUCGUACACAUUUUACUUUGCAUUUAGAUAUUAUAGAAUCCAUUUGAAAAAGUAUUAAUAAGUUUCAUGUCGAGCUGAAGGAAGUCUUGGCUGUACCAAGAAUGUCACAAGAGGACGAUGUAGGAUUUUUGUAUAAAACCAUGAUUGAAAGAGAUCCCAAAAAGAGGAGAGUCAAGCCUGUAGGGUCAGCACCAUCUUUGCUUGAUUUUGAUUUAGGUGAAAGCUCUGAUGACAGUGAUUUCAGAAUUGAAGAUCAUUGCGAAGAGUCUGAUGACGAUUCAGUCGAUUCUAACGACAUUGGGAAAGAAGAGGAAGACGCGUCUGAUGAAUCUGACGACUCUUUGGAAGACCCGUUAUUGAAUAAGAAAGAAAAUCCUAGUUUAACUGUAGGAGAUGUAAUUGAGCAGGCCAAGCAGCAAGCAUUGAAAGGAGGCUCGCUCGAAGAUAAAUUAAGUAAAAUGCUAAUUUGUUGUGGCUGUUUAGGAGAUAGAAGCGAUGACAUCAAUGAGAUUGUCGAAUGCGACGGAUGUGGUGUCAGUGUGCACGAAGGAUGUUACGGUGUAUCUGACGUAGAGAGCUUCUCAAGUACAGACUCUUUGUGCCAGUCGGCACCAUGGUUUUGCGAAGCUUGCAGCGCCGGCAUCGAAGACCCCUGUUGCGAACUGUGCCCCAAUAAAGGUGGAAUUUUUAAAGAAACUGAUGUAGGCAAAUGGGUGCAUCUGGUGUGCGCACUUUACGUACCUGGCGUUGCUUUUGGCGAGGUCGAUCGCUUGUCAAGUGUAACUCUUUUUGAGAUGGCAUACAGUAAAUGGGGAGCAAAGCAGUGCUCUUUAUGCGAAGACGCACGCUUCGCCCGCACUGGUGUAUGUAUCGAAUGUGAUGCUGGAAUGUGUCACACAUAUUUUCACGUAACUUGUGCGCAAAGAGAAGGUCUGCUCUCUGAGGCUCAUAGCGAAGAAGUUGAUCAAGCCGAUCCGUUCUAUGCGCAUUGUAAACUUCAUUCCGAUAAGACGCUUGUUCGUAGACGUAGACGUAAUUGGUUGGCUCUCCAAUUACGAGCUCAGUACAGGCAACAGUUACUGAAACAGCCUAAUCAUUUAGAUACCGAGGAGCAGCGUAGAAUACAAAGGAAAUUAGCGAAGCAUAGGCAUAAAUAUUUAGCGCACAAGGCCUCCAGACCGCCACCAUGGGUGCCGACGCAAAAGAUGCCACGUCUGUUGACCACGUCGGCUUCAGCUUGCCGGCAAUUGGCAAGAAAAGCCGAGCUGAUGGGCGUCGAUACUGCCGCAUUGGAAGCACAAGAAGCGCAGCUUGUAGCUUUGGUCGACGUUAGGAAAAAAUGGCAUAUUCCUCCUGCAUUUAGCGUAGAGUUUAUCGGUUAUUACUUAGAUCGAAACUUGCGGGUGACAUCCAUGAAAAGAAGGUUGCAAGAGCUGCUCGAUAUUAAUUCCCAAUUACUUAACGAGCAACAGAGACUAGAUAGAAAGUAUGAUGAAGUAAUGAAAGAUAAUGAGGAACAGAUUCGCGUGAACGUGACAUUGAAGGAGAAAAUAGAAAUGUACCAUCAUGUGCUUCAAAGCAGCGGUUAUACGAAACCGCUGCCACAAAUAUCAGAUUUGGUGAAACCGAGAAUAGCGCCGACUCUAGGCACAGGUUUAGGUGUUCCUACUGCCGCGGCUUUAAAGAUGGGCGUUGGAUUUCCUUUACCGGUCGGCAAAGGGAUAGAAGGAAUACGCGAAGGUAGAGUGUUGAGCAGUCAGGCGCAAGAACAAAAUCACAAGGGUGAACUGACGUUGAGACAUCAGUGUGGAAUAUGCAGGAGAUCGACGAAUCAACAUCUGCUCGCGAAAUGCGACACGUGUCAUUUGCAUUAUCAUUUAUCUUGCCUUAGCCCGCCUCUAUCGCGUAUGCCUAAGAAAACGAAACUGAUGGGAUGGCAAUGCUCGGAAUGUGACAAGGAAUCGUCAGGCUCGGAGGUUGAACAUGUCGACACUUCGGCUCCACGUAAAUUGAGGCAUUGUAAGGAAGAUUCUAAUUUGACAUCGACGCCGACACCGCCCCAAGAGGUACAAGUGCCUACGACGCCAACAACUCCGAGUACGUCAAAAAAUUCUUCCAACGUUAGCGUAACAAAUGUUGCCAUCGAGACACCCACAACGCCGAAAGUGACGAUAAAACCGGUUGGUCCACAACCACUGACUUCGACUCCUGUUCAAUCGAGCGAGCCAAUGUAUAAUCAGCAACCUAUUAAUAAUGUAACGAUAGCCAGAGAGGGAUCGCCUGAAUACAUGGUCGCUUCAGCGGAUGGUACCGAAUCUGUUUCUCAGCGAAGUGCAAAGAAAAGAAGGAGAGAAAAACAUAAAAGAUAUACUCCUGAUCCAAUUACGGGUGUAAAACAAAGGAAACGCAAGCACAAACGGAAAAGUCUUGACGUGGAGAAUCCCGAGGGGCAAGGGCAACCAGAGAUUCACAGAAGGAUCACCAUAAAAAUAAAACCAAUUCCACGACCAGAGGGGGAUGCAGCAUCGGAGUCAAGUCCGCAAAUGUUUAUUGCCACGUCGACGAGUACCGAAAUUCCGUCGCUGCCGCCUUUACCGAAGCUGCCACCCCCGCUUGUUCCACCGUUGCCUUCAAACAGUACAUCUGUGACUGCAAAUGUAUCGAGUAAUAAUACGAAUAGUAGGGCGUCCACAGGGAACGGAAAGAAGGGAAAAGACACAGACCUUCUGACGCAUUGCAAUGUCUGCGAUAUGCCUGGCACCAGUCAGAAUCUCGUCAUGUGUGAUGAAUGUAAAAAAUGCUACCACUUCACUUGUCUUGAUCCACCUGUUAAAAAGUCGCCCAAGAGAAGAGGCUAUUCUUGGCAUUGCGCGGACUGCGAUCCUAGUUAAAAGCUGUGCCAUCUUUAUUUAUUGAAUAAUCAAAUGCAACGUUCCAUUUACGAAAUAUCACGUGGCAAUUAGUUAUUAAUACGAAAAAAAAACUUAAAAUCUCAAUUUUGUAAGAAAAUGGGAACAAUUCUUCAUAAAAGAUGGAUAAUACACCUACACUUCGUAUAAUUUCGAAGCAGCCAAAGCAACAAAAAUUAGGCUAAAACUUAUUUAUGGAUACUUCCACUUGAUCUAAAAUUGUCACUACGAAUAUAUAUAUAUACAUAUAUAUAUA
Messenger RNA from Ceratina calcarata, 3373 nucleotides. Its product is annotated as PHD finger protein 14. The record is from RefSeq and is a predicted model, not a curated record. The coding region runs from base 310 to 3099 and encodes 929 amino acids. Gene Ontology annotation, biological process: regulation of transcription by RNA polymerase II. The transcript is spliced from 14 exons. NCBI's taxonomy places the organism in Eukaryota, Metazoa, Arthropoda, Insecta, Hymenoptera, Apidae.